This is a messenger RNA of Morone saxatilis (striped sea-bass), 7007 nucleotides long. It is a transcript of the gene slc23a2, whose product is annotated as solute carrier family 23 member 2. Gene Ontology annotation, cellular component: membrane. The coding region runs from base 392 to 2557 and encodes 721 amino acids. Gene Ontology annotation, molecular function: transmembrane transporter activity. Gene Ontology annotation, biological process: L-ascorbic acid metabolic process; transmembrane transport. Lineage: Eukaryota; Metazoa; Chordata; Actinopteri; Moronidae. The transcript is spliced from 16 exons. The record is from RefSeq and is a predicted model, not a curated record.
CGGUGAGCAACGUCAACCCCGUGGCUUUAUGAAAGGCGAAAUCCCUCCAUGAGCGGAGCGUGCGGUCGCUGUUUAUAACCCGUCUGCUGGAGAGAGAGAGAGAGAGCGGCACCGUGAGUCGGACGAACCAGGCUCUCUGAACACGGCCUCAUCUCGGUGCCACAGUCCCGUUUUGUUCGGCCCUAACCUUCCGGCUUCAAGUGCGGGCUCGUAUCUUCGCCCUCCCUCCUCCUACAGCACAAACCACGGGGACGAGCCAGCGGACGGUAACGUACGAGAAGGGAAGUGAGCUCCGUCUUCAUCACGCAGUCUCUCCUUCUCUUUCCUCUCUUCCUCUCUACUUCUUCUUCUGCCUCCUCCUUUCCCUCUCUCUCUUGCCCCUUCCACACAGAUGCUCCCAGCCGCCCAGCUUGACAGGAGUGAUGGGAUGUGUCAACUAGCAGGUGAGGCAGUCCUGGACGAUGUAAUCGGACUGAAGGAUUCAUCUGCAGUGUUCACACAGGAGCGAGACAGAGGCGGGACAGAGAAAGAGGAGGAGGAGGGGGAGCACAUCAAAGACACAAGGAUGGGUGUGGGGAAGAAUACCACCUCCAAGUCGUUGGACAGCAGCAGUGAGGGAGGAAAAUAUGAGGAGGAAAGCAAACAUUGCGCAGAUUUCUACCCUAUUCCGGUGGUGGUAAAUGGAGUGGGUGGUGCCAGUGGAGACCAGGAUACUGAGAACACAGAGCUGAUGGCCAUCUACACUAAAGAAAAUCAAAGAGCAGAAAAGAGCUCAAUGUCUGAGACGUUGGACAGCACAGACAGUACAGACGCAAGGAGGAUGGAUAUGAUCUAUACCAUUGAAGACACCCCACCCUGGUACCUGUGUGUUUUCUUAGGCUUACAGCACUACCUGACGUGUUUCAGUGGAACUAUCGCUGUGCCAUUCCUCCUCGCUGAGGCGAUGUGCGUUGGCUUCGAUCAGUGGGCCACCAGUCAGCUCAUAGGGACCAUCUUCUUCUGUGUGGGGAUCACCACCCUGCUACAGACAACACUGGGCUGCAGGUUGCCUUUGUUCCAGGCCAGUGCUUUUGCCUUCCUCGCACCAGCCAGAGCCAUCCUGUCACUGGACAAAUGGAAGUGUAAUAAUACAGAGGUUCCAGUAUUUAACAGCACAGAGCUCUUCCACACAGAGCACAUCUGGCACCCCAGGAUACGAGAGAUCCAAGGGGCUAUCAUCGUGUCGUCCCUGGUCGAGGUGUGUAUUGGAGCGCUGGGUCUGCCCGGACUCCUGCUGAAGUACAUCGGACCGCUGACCAUCACCCCCACUGUCGCCCUUAUCGGCCUGUCUGGUUUCCAGGCCGCAGGGGAGAGGGCUGGAAAACACUGGGGCAUUGCUAUGCUGACUAUCUUCUUGGUGCUGCUCUUCUCACAGUAUGCCAGAAACGUUCACUUCCCUCUGCCAGUCUACAAGGCCAAGAAAGGCUGGACUUCCUAUAGGCUGCAGGUGUUCAAAAUGUUCCCUAUCAUCAUGGCCAUCUUGGUGUCAUGGCUGCUGUGUUUCAUUUUUACUGUGACUGAUGUUUUCCCGCCGGAGGUAGACAAGUACGGUUUCUACGCCCGCACAGACGCACGUCAAGGAAUCCUCGCCGCCGCGCCGUGGUUUAAGAUCCCAUAUCCCUUCCAGUGGGGCGUACCCACUGUAACAGCUGCAGGUGUGAUUGGCAUGAUGAGUGCGGUGGUGGCCAGUAUCAUCGAAUCGAUUGGAGAUUACUACGCCUGUGCACGUCUCUCUUGUGCCCCUCCACCUCCCAUCCACGCCAUCAAUAGGGGGAUAUUUGUCGAGGGUAUUUCCUGUGUGUUGGAUGGGCUUUUCGGGACAGGAAAUGGCUCCACCUCUUCCAGUCCAAAUAUAGGGGUCCUAGGAAUCACAAAGGUGGGCAGCAGACGUGUGAUUCAGUACGGAGCUGCCAUGAUGCUGCUGCUAGGGCUUGUGGGUAAAUUCAGCGCCCUGUUUGCCUCUCUGCCUGACCCUGUCCUGGGAGCUCUGUUCUGCACCCUGUUUGGUAUGAUCACAGCGGUGGGGCUGUCCAACCUGCAGUUUGUUGACCUCAACUCCUCCAGGAACCUCUUCGUUCUGGGCUUCUCCAUCUUCUUCGGUCUGAUGCUGCCGAGCUACCUCAAACAGAACCCGCUGGUCACAGGCAUAGUUGGAGUUGACCAAGUGUUGAACGUGCUCCUCACCACUGCCAUGUUUGUCGGAGGCUCUGUCGCCUUCAUUUUGGACAAUACUAUUCCAGGUUCCCCUGAGGAACGAGGCAUCAAGAAGCUGAAACGUGGCACUGGUGUCAGUGCAGCUGAACUGGAAGGGAUGAGAUCUUAUGAUCUGCCUUUUGGAAUGGACUUCAUCCGCAGACACCCCAUCUUCAAGUACAUCCCCAUCAGCCCCACCUUCACAGGUUACCAGUGGGGGAGGCUACGGGAAGCCUGCAGGAGCCGCAUGGGACAUGGGGAUGCCAUGAAGGGAGGAGGAAUGGGAGGGGAGGGAGGCACAGCAGCGGGGGAGAGUCGGGUAUAGCCAACGGGCUAGUGCUGAAAAAUCUUACAUGUGGCUGAAUUUGGGGAGCAAGGGAUGGUACACUAUGGGAGAGUGGAGGACAGAAGCGGUGCAGGAUUCAGAAUUGUGUGGAAGAAAAUGUGAUGCACCAAAUCCCCGUCCGUCCGUCAGUAUGUGUUUUCUUUAGCUUGUGUCAGUCUUUUCCCACUUCCCACUAUGUUAUUUUAAGCAUGCUAUAGCAAGUCACAGCAUGCUAUAAAAGAUGUCACCAUGCAGAGGGUAGUUGGUGUGUGUGUGUGUGUGUGUGUGUGUGUGUGUGAUAUUGAGUUUGUGCAUUACUUUAUUUGCACUUUAAUCCAGAAGGAGACAGAUGGUGAUGCUGAUUGUUUAAGUCAUAGUCACUGCCAACUUUUACUGCCCAUGUCAUUUUAUAAAAUAUAUUCUACUGAAAGCCCAGUAGAAUUGAUCAUGUCAAUUGAUGGAUUAUGCAAAAUGUCUCCUACAAAUCAUUUGCCUCUAGACUCAUUAUGCAACCAAAUUAGAGAUACACACAUGCACGCUCACACACCAACAGCCUUCGCCAAAACUAGCUUGUGCGCUACAAUGCACGUCAGGGUCAUGCAGAUUGAUGGAAGUGGUUUGUCAGGUGCCCUUAACCAUGCAAAGUGAUUGUGAAAUUUAUUUUUGCACUAGCUGCCUCCUGAGUUCAAAACCAGAAUGUCACUCCACAGUUCAGCGUCAGUAAAACUCCUCAGAGACCCAUUUAGCAGCAUAUCACAUCCGCUCAUCUCACGCUAAGACAUGUCACAUCCCCCUUGAGUGCUAAUAUUCACCAGAUCUCCACUGCAACAUACCAGUUUACAUCUCUUUACUGUGUCAGUAUUAUGCAGUAGUGACUAAGAAGACCAAAACUCUACUUUUCCUGAACACACCCAUGUCUCAUUUGGCAGUCAAAUGAGACUUACCUUGUUUUACUUUAUUCUGGAGCAGAAUUCAUUUACAGAGAUUUAGAGACUUUUAAGAUAUUUAUUUUUAUUUGAUAACCUCUAACCUCUUCUAACACAUGCAGGCACACAAAAACAAGCUUUUCAGUCAUGCCCCUCCUCCCGUGACAGCCGCAGUGCAUUUGCAAAAGCUGCAUUAAUGGCACACAGUAACACAGACAUGUGGCCUUUCAGAGGGACUUUGUGUGUAUAAAUACAAGGCUUAAAAAAAGAUGGAUGACAACAGGAGAAUCUGAAUCUCUCUGUGGAUCUUCUCUCUCAGUUUUAAGGUGUCACUUGUGCUCUGCUUUUAGCACUAAUGUGUAUUAAUGUAGGAUUUGCAAAGGCUGCACCAUAGAAUAACCCACCCCUGUCGCUAUCCAAACCCACUUUGCUGUCCCUUGCAUAAAUGUACUAAGAAGUAAGGGUUGUUUGGAUAUGGAGGAUUUAAAUGUAAUAAGAGGGGUUUGGAGAGUGUAAAUGUCGUCCUCUCAGAUGGUGCAGUUUGUGUGUGUUUUUACAACAGCCAAUCAUAACUGAUCAAGAUAUCAUUAACCAUUUUGACUAAUUUAAUGGUGUUAAUGACUUUUCCUUACAUUCCUCCUUCUCCCACUCUCACCCACUUCAGUUAGUUAACUGUGGAUGUUUGUUACUGUACGUCAGGCUGUAGCAGCACAUUGGCUGAGUGACUGAACGUUUCAGAGCGUCGGCAGCCUGUACCUUAUUGACCUAGGUGUGACCAUGAAGAGCGAGUCUCCAAUUUGACCACACUGUGUGCCUCUGGUAUUUUAAUUGAAAAACAGCCAUUUAAAAAUACCAUAAGAGUCUGCAACAUUAUAAUCUUCGUAAACGUAGGACUGAAAAGCAGCACAAUAAGAACUUAAACUAAACUACUAAAUAUUUAGCCUGAUCUGAGAUUUUUACUAAACCAAAAUGCUAAAAGCUCUUUUAUUUUAUUCUUAUUGUCCUGUUACCAAAACAUUUCUUUAAGCAUUGGCAGUUGUUGCUUUUAAGAAACUUGCUAAAUUAGUUUGAAAUCUCAACCCAAAUCUUCUCACAUUUUUGUCUUGUUAAAGCUAUUUAUUUAUUGCUUGAAGCAGGUUUAUAGCAGGUUUAUGUGUCUCUUGCACAAUGUUGAAAGUAUAUUUAUUAGUUUACGUGUUCAUGCCCUGUAGACUGAUGGUGGUGUGAUCAGCUACAGUGUGUGUGCUUUUAGAAACUCACCUGGGGACAGCAGCUUUUUCUAAAGAUAGUUUCUAAUGUAAGCUGCUUCUAUUUCAUUCCAUUUAUAUCAUAUUGUUUUUAAAAAGAGAAAACACUUUUAACUAAUUCAGAUGUCUGAGUGAGGGCCUUUAUACUACAAGUACUGUUUGCACAUGUAAUAGUGCCAAGAACGAACAUCAGGGUCAGAGUGAGUAAACACUCAGCGGAAACCCUAAAACGUCACUAGAGUGCUUAUCCAGAUUUAUAGAGUAUGAACAUUUUUGUUUGAUGACCUGAAGACUCUGUACCACUUUGUGAAUGAAUAUUUUUGGGCCUUUAUGAUAGCACUUCUAGCCAUGUCAACGCGUGUUAUUCUUGUGAUUCGGUGGUGGGAAAGUCAGCAUAUUUUGUACUUGUUGUCCAGAGGUGGGUUGUAUAUUCAAAGAUCUUACAGAUGACUGCCCAAUAUGAGAAAAUGUUUUCUAAAGACGAAAACAAAUACAAUAUUUCCAAAGACUGUGGUGCUCCGCUCUGCUCCUCUAAUGGCUAGCCUAUAGUUCUGUACUGGCAGGGACCAGUGUUGCCCCAAAAUCUGUGACCCAAAUAGGAAUUUCUUGCUAUAUUGCCACUGAAAUCACAGCUAUCAACAUUUGUGAUGUGCCUAAAUACUAUGGAGGCACCAUUCACCUGUAAUAAAAACAUUUGCAGUUGUAAAAUGGAUUAAAUUCCUAAUCAGGUCACAUAAUCUGAUGGUGUAACACUGGAAGAGUCUGUGGAAAUGUUUGAUUUAAACGUUGGUCUCAUGAAAUAUUUUACCAUUCUGACUAUAGACGUCUGUGUCAGUGACGGAGAAACACAAGGAGUGGUUGGUGACCACUGAUCACCAUCCUUCAUCUAAAUGUUGUCUGAGCUGGGGACUGGCAGCAGGAGAGCUGUACAUAAGAAGCACUGUUACGGGCUUGUUGGUGAAAUUAACAGUGCGUUAUUGACACACCGACUGAUGUUUUUGGCUUCGUCGCCCCCACGCUGUGUGACCUCGCUCCGGGAGCAGAUGACGAUCGAGUAGAGGUCAGAGAUCUGCUCUCUUAGACGAGGAGUAAAUGGAGGGUGGUUGGACAGUUUCUGUUGGGCCUCUUGUAGUGAAUUCUGUAGUACAGCAUGCACACCUAAUUACCACAUGCACAACGUGUGAAACUUGUUUUCGGUGUCAUAUCAUGUUCAUGCAACCAGCAAUUAAUUCUCCCAUGGUAUCCUCUCUCCUUUCUCCUCUCUCCACACACUCUCUGUUUAACCCCCUCCACCCCCUCCACCCCCCUGCAGUGAAAAUAUAUUGGUGUCCUCUCAUGUUAAGUGUAUCUGGUUUUUCUCCCUGGGAAUUCUUACCGUUUUUUCUGGAUGCAGGAGAAGACACCGGCUGGCCACCUUAUUAAGAGCCCAGGUUGUUGGCAGCUCAGUGAAACCUGCCUUAUCACUUAAUGGCACGAUGAGCAUGUCUUUGUGUUUAAAGACAGCUUCUUCUUCUGGAUUUUAAACAUUUACCCUCCACUUUGUAUUGUACUGUUCUCUCUUAUUUGAGAGUUUUACACACUUGUUUCUCACAUUGCUGUUACAGAAUUAGCCCAUUUAAAGUAAAAACACUUUCACAAGCCCAAACUCUCUUCCUUGGUGAGUUGAAUUAAAUACAGUUACAGUUCAACCAACCAGGUGGCUCUUAAGAAGGUGGCCAUAAGGUGUGUAACACAUAGACAUCAAUCCCUUUCAGUUAUUUUGAAGGGGGUGCUACCUGAAGAAUAUACUUUUGUGUAUUAAGUGUUUUAUCUUUUUCAAUGUUUUUAUUUUUAUUUUAUAUAUAUAUAUAUAUAUAUAUUGUUUUAAUUUUUUUGCAAGCAAAUAUUUGUAAGAAACAAAUCAUAACUUUUAAUCUUAAAUCAUGCUGGAAAGCGCACCAUUUUGUUGUACUUUUUAUUUAAAAAGUAAAUACCUUUUGAUCCUGUUUUGAAUCUGUGGUUUGGUGGAAUCCUUUUGUUUCUUUGUUUGUUAGGACCUUUUCAUAUUGUAUUUUUUUACUCUAACAUUGCUUUCUGUUCAUGUUAACACAUUACCAGUAUAAAUGAAAGAACGAGCUGAGAAACUUUAAAUAGAUGUAAAAAAUUUAAAAUAAAUGUAUAUUUAAUGGAGUAAAGUUUGCUAAACCUUCUGGAAGAGAAAUUGUGUAAACUAAUUGUAGCAACAAAAUGUUUUAUUCUUUGUUCCUAAAACUAUUUAAUAAGAUGUUACAGAAUUCA